This is a messenger RNA of Haliotis rufescens (red abalone), 955 nucleotides long. RefSeq lists its product as uncharacterized. Lineage: Eukaryota; Metazoa; Mollusca; Gastropoda; Lepetellida; Haliotidae. Bases 306 to 863 code for a protein of 185 amino acids. The record is from RefSeq and is a predicted model, not a curated record. The transcript is spliced from 6 exons.
UGAAUUCAGCAAAGGGGGAUAACUUAGGUCAACUUAUUGUCAACGACGUAGAGAAGACGCGCGUUUUUAUAUUGACUUUGGACAAUGUAUUGAAAUAUAUUUCAAAUAAGAUACAAACAGUUGUCAGAGAGAUUCGCACAUUUACCUUGACCGGGCCCAUCUCUUUGUUUAGAAUAGGCGUUCUUAGAAAUCAUUUUCAGUCCUGAAUCAAGCGAAAGACCAGACGACAUUUGUCUUGUGACACUUGUGUACCAUCGAACUAUAACUAACAUCAUUUGGAUAUCGGAUAUAUUGUCAAUCCGAAGAUGAACUCUACGUCAGAUUGCACUAAUGACAAGCUCCCAGAGGACCUAUUGCGGCGUUCCAUAUCCACGCCCCUCCGCUGUGUGUCUGAUGACGAGGAUGAGGAUGGGGAGAAGCCGUCCGACCCCUGGGUAAAGGCAGUGGGCGGGACAGGGGACAUUGGGGCGGCAUCUGCCUCUGGGGUCUGUGAUCUGAGCGAGGAAGAGGACUCGUCCGCUCAGGGUGAUGAUCAAUCGCGAGAACUCCAAGAAGAGACUGACUCCUGUCUGGCAAGCCCUCUGCAAUCUGUGUACUCCGUAUCCUACUCGGAUGUGGAUUCGACAGGCAGCUCCCACCUAUGCUCUGACCACGACGCUAUCACCCCCUUCCACUGGUCCUGGGUCGUGGCUGACAUGGUGUAUGAUCGGUAUGGCGAGAGGAUGAGGAGGCUGAGAAAUAAUAUCGAAGACCAGCUCACCAAGUUCAGAUCGCACACGAACUUCAGGUCAACUCUGAUGUGUGAACAGGAAGCAUUUCCAGACGAAGACGUGUCGCUUCUGUCUUGUCUUUUGAAGAACUAAGAGCUGCAGUCAACGUUCGUCUUCCCCUUGUCAAUCUUCUUUCAAGUUUCUAACUUGCGUGUUAAAGUUCAAUAAAUUAAUUCGUGCUUUAA